Messenger RNA from Cantharellus anzutake, 834 nucleotides. RefSeq names its product Nse1 non-SMC component of SMC5-6 complex-domain-containing protein. The transcript is spliced from 6 exons. The record is from RefSeq and is a predicted model, not a curated record. The annotation marks the transcript as partial. Gene Ontology annotation, biological process: double-strand break repair via homologous recombination; DNA damage tolerance. Gene Ontology annotation, cellular component: nucleus; Smc5-Smc6 complex. Gene Ontology annotation, molecular function: ubiquitin-protein transferase activity. Lineage: Eukaryota; Fungi; Basidiomycota; Agaricomycetes; Cantharellales; Hydnaceae.
AGGCUUUUCCUUCAAUCUGUCAUCUCUCGCGGAUGGGUCACAGACAGCGUCGCGAAAGCGUUGGCCCGACAAUCUGUUGCUGCCGUUAAAAGCACUAAUGCGUCAAUUAACGUCGUAUUUUCGGAAGACUACUUCAAUGACAUGGUAGUUCAGACAAAUCGGUCGCUUGAGCCCCUUGGACUUGCAUUCCGACGAGGCGAUAGCGAAGUGGACGGCCGGGUUUUCUGGGCUAUAACGAAUGAUAAAGGAGACGAGAUAGCUCAGAUGGCCACUCAGUACAGCCCGAAUGAAGUUGCAUAUUUCCGCCAACUUGCAAGUUGCACAGCUGUGGAGCAGAUAAUGACUGCGCCCAACGAAACAUUUUGUGUUUCUUCGCUUGCCGCUUUGAGAGAAGUGAGCAGUCUGACAACCAGAGGGAACAUGACAAAAGCACAGGCAGAGAUUGUGUUACAAAGUUUUGUCGUUCGGGGGUGGCUCCUCAAGAGCAGACAUGGGAGGUACUCUUUAUCACCACGCACUAUUCUGGAACUGGAGCCUUAUCUUAAAUCGACUUAUGAAGAUGAAGUUCUUCUUUGUGCAUCUUGCGAUCGCAUCGUCACUAAGGGUUUAUCAUGCUUUGUCCCAGAAUGCCGAGUGCGUUUGCACGAGCAUUGUUUCAAUGCUCGAAAAAAGGCGGCCAAAUCGCGGCCAUUGAAGUGCCCUUCAUGUGACGGGGGCUGGUCAUCGCAAGGUCUCAAUAAAGUUGGUGAAGAAGCGGUUCGGGAGGGCAGCGAAAAGUCGAAGUUACGCCGCAAGCAAUUCACAGAGCCAGAUGUUGCUGCGUCAGAAGUUUAG